GUUAAUGCUUAAGAGCAGCCGCGUCUUUAUCUCCUUCUUUUCUCCUUCAUAAAACGAUGCCAAAGAUGGAAAAAGGAAGACCGCCGGAAAGCAAGCGCAGCAGGAAGCCCGCUCAUCCCGUCAAGAGGGAGGUCAGCCAAGAGAUGAAGAGCUUUGCAGAAAGCACAAUGAAUGAAUUGUUGGGCUGGUACGGAUAUGAUAAAGUUGACCUGCAAGACUCAGAAGCCAAUGACAUCAGGAGUUACAACGGCAGAGCAAGACGCCACCAAGUAUCUGUGCUUAAAGAGAAUUCAGAUCCAAAGCCUACUGUAAUGGAGAGUAAGCUGGCCUCUGUGUCAGCUAAAAACGGAGUGAAAGAAUCUGCUAGCGUUCCCCUUUCUCCUUCAUCAUCCUCAUUCUCCUCCCAUGUGAAGGACCUGCACAGCACCCAUGUAGUUGUACCGCUCAUCAAACCAUCUGCAGUGGAUGAGCAGCAGAAUGUUCAGAUUGUGUGUGUUUGGUGUCAGAAGGAGGGGCUUAAACGGUACUCUCUGGUCAUGGGCUCUGAACUCAAGAGCUUCUGCAGCGAGAAGUGCUUUGCCAUGUGCCGACGAGCUUACUUUAAACGCAACAAGGCUCAAAAUGAAAAUCGGCAUGGUGAUCAGUCUUCUCCUCCUCCUGGUCAAACAGAGGAAACACCUCCUCAGCUCAUGCUUAAGAUGAACAGCAACACACGAGUAUGUGAUUGGUGCAAACACGUGCGUCACACCAAGUACCUGGACUUAGGUGCAGGUGAUGACAGACUGCAGUUCUGCAGUACCAAGUGCCUUAACCAGUAUAAAAUGGACAUUUUCUACCGAGAGGCCCGGGCUGCACUUACAUCUGCCUCUAGUCCAAGCCAACCAGAAAACGAGAACCAUCCAGCCGGAGAGAGUGAGACUCUGUUGACACCAGAAUCAUGGAACAACCCUUCCAUGGAGGGAGACAGCAAAGAAACAGUGUCACCCAAACUUUCCACACCUGUGUCAUCAUCCUCUUCAACAUCAUCCUCCACGGUUAGAGCAUCUGUCUUGGCUCAGCAUAAGGAAAGAGAGAGCUCUGCUCCUUCUCAGCUCCAAACUGGCACUCCAAGGCUGUCUACUCCUCCACCUCAUGUUGUUGUAGAGCAACCAUGGGUGAUACAGAAACCCCCAUCCUUUAAUCGAGGACUAAUCCAUGCACAGCCCCAAAACCCAGGCUCCAGCCCACACCAGAGACCCUCACACACAUCUCCGCAGGUACACACACCCUCGGUUCGCCCAGUUCCCCCACCACAGCUCUUACACCCAUACCCACCAUCAAUGAUGCCUUGUGCACCCACCUACCCUCACCCCAUUCCAUCACUCAUACCAACUCUGGGUCUGCCAUGUCCACAACCAACUGUCCUUGUGCCAUAUCCAAUUGUUGUUCCUCUCCCUGUUCCUGUGCCAAUUCCCAUACCAAUACCAGUGACCUCAGGGACUUUGGGAUAUGCUGCGGUUAUUCGUAACCACAAAGAGAAAGAGAAGACAGGAAGAGAUGCAGCUUCAGUCACUCCUGAAGACGUAGGUAAAGAGCGGAUGUCUGAAGAUCAGGAGAUUAUCGAUGGCAUCUUAGUGGAGCACAAAGUAAAGACUGAGCAGGUUUCAUCUCCAGACCCGUAUUCUCUUGCUUUCUCAUCACACACUUUCCCAAACUUAUCUGCUCAUCCACAGGUCAGUCCUACCCCUCCUUUGCCAGAAGAUCAGAGACACGAAAGUAGGGAGCGACAGGUGAUCCAGAGAGCAGUAUGCAGAGUGAAACAGGAAGGUGAAACAGACUUCGACCUCAAUAAGCAGACAGAGGUUGAACAGGAGAAUGGAUGGAGCAAGAAUGGGGAUGAAGAUAAUUCAUUUGCACAACAAAAAUCCCCUAAAUCUUACACAGGCACUUUAAAGCACACAUCCAGUUUAGCCCCUGAAAAUGCAUCUUCCCCAGUGGACAUGCCAAAUGCACGGGCUUCAUUCACUCUCCAGAAAACACUCAACACAACUUCUGUAGUCACUCCCACAGUGUCUAUCCUAUUGAACAACACAGUUGCCACUUCCAACUCAAGUCACUCUGUUUACCCCUCAAUGUGCGUCACUACAGUUCAGUCUGACCCAGAACAAAGAACAAGCUCCAGCCAAAAUUCAUCUCCACUUCCUGAAUCUGAAGAUGUAAAAGAGAAUGUCUCAGGAGGGCAGGAACCUGGAUUAAACUGCUCAGAGCAAACAGACUGCCAAACAAACCAAUCAGAGGAGAGCAGGGGAGGAGCUGUAGACAGUGAUGCUGUCACAGCUGAUGAACACGCGUAUGCACGAUCCAUCCCACCAAAAUUACGAGAAAAGAAUGCACACAUGAUCACGCUGACAACUGCACACACACUUUCUCACAUGGUUGCGCACAGCUGGGACAAGAGCUCACACAUGCAUGUGCCCACUUUCGAGCAAACUGGUGUGCAUCCUGAAAUAGAGCCAGCUUUGAAGAGGAGAUGCCUGAGGAUCAGAGACCAGAACAAAUGAAGCACAGAUCAUUUGUGUUGUGAACCUCCUUUUUGUGUAUCUGAAGUCAGAUACAGAAUGUAAGCCUCUCCCUUGGUGCUGGAAAUGAACAGG
Neoarius graeffei (lesser salmon catfish) is the source of this 2633-nucleotide messenger RNA. RefSeq names its product sine oculis binding protein homolog (Drosophila) b (gene sobpb). The transcript is spliced from 7 exons. The record is from RefSeq and is a predicted model, not a curated record. Lineage: Eukaryota; Metazoa; Chordata; Actinopteri; Siluriformes; Ariidae. Gene Ontology annotation, cellular component: nucleus. The coding region runs from base 57 to 2540 and encodes 827 amino acids. Gene Ontology annotation, biological process: animal organ development.